AUGUCAGGUAAAAGGAAACAUAUAGAUAUGUAUCUUGGAGAAAUUUUUAAGGAAUUCAUUUCCUUAAAAGACAACGAUCUCAAAAAAUCACAAGAAGUAUUUAACAGUGUCUUUGAACAGGUUAAACAAAAGAUGGAAGAGCAAUGUAAUUACUUUAGUAAAUAUGCUAAACAGGUACUCUAUGCCGGGAGUGUGUAUGAUGGUAUCAAAGUGUCUAAAUUAGAUGAAUUUGACAUGAACAUAGUUAUACGACUACCCAUAAAUUAUGAGGAUGGAGAGGACGGAAUUAUAUUGGAGAACGCUCAGCCUGGAUUUGUCAAAAUGAAAAUUAUCAGACCCUUCGAUAAUCUGGAUAAGCAGAAGGAUUGGGAAAACUGUCACAAAGUGACAAGAGAUUGGCGUGACAGUGACAAAUACCUUCUGCAAAACAAAUUUCGUCAGUGGUUGCACAGUAUAAUACAGAAGACCCUUAACGCUAUGAACAAUGAGGUGACAGUUAAUGGUGUUAAGUAUGAGUUAAAAUAUAAAUCGUCGGGGCCAGCGUAUACAUUGAAUAUAGAGAAUAAAAAUGAAUCUUUCUAUCUUGAUGUGGAUUUAGUACCUGUCAUACGAUUUAUGCUACCGCGUUGGCCCAAAGGCUACAGGAAUAUAGAUGACGAUAAAGCUAAAGAUUGGUUAGUGGUACCAAAGCCAAACAAAGCGUUGAAUGCUAAAGAGCAGAACCAAUGUUGGCGGCUCUCCUUUCAGGAACAAGAGAGGAAAGUUAUGAAAAAUUUGAAGCAGUUGAAAGUUGUUAUAAGAUUGGUAAAAAAACUUCGCGACGUCCUUGGCCUAAAGUAUAUCGCUAGUUAUUACGUCAAAACCUUGUUUCUAUGGAAAAUCCAGAAAAUAAACGACGACAAAUAUUGGGAGAAUAAUAUCGGUCUCAUUUUUAAGGACAUGAUAGAUGAGUUUUAUCUAGCAGUCGAUAAAAAAUGUAUCCCUUACUUCUGGAACGAGCAAAAUAAUCUCAUUGGGGCGAUUAAACCGACCAUUCUGAAGGUGUACGCUGACAAACUGAACGACGUACUCAAAAGCAUUAACGCUAAUGAUCUUGACAAAAUUCCAGAAUAUCUACUAACAUCCGAGGAAUUGGAAACGUUUAAGAAAUCUGAGUUUUAUAUAAGACUACAAGUGAUUCCAGUCAGACUUUCCAUGGAUAGCACUGACUCUCAAUCCAGUCAAUCAAAGAAAAGUGAUAACUCCAAACUAUAA
This is a messenger RNA of Pieris macdunnoughi, 1254 nucleotides long. Lineage: Eukaryota; Metazoa; Arthropoda; Insecta; Lepidoptera; Pieridae. The record is from the annotation of a GenBank genome assembly.